Eupeodes corollae is the source of this 8023-nucleotide messenger RNA. RefSeq lists its product as uncharacterized. NCBI's taxonomy places the organism in Eukaryota, Metazoa, Arthropoda, Insecta, Diptera, Syrphidae. Gene Ontology annotation, molecular function: RNA polymerase II cis-regulatory region sequence-specific DNA binding; DNA-binding transcription factor activity, RNA polymerase II-specific. The transcript has 6 exons. The record is from RefSeq and is a predicted model, not a curated record. Gene Ontology annotation, biological process: regulation of transcription by RNA polymerase II. The coding region runs from base 360 to 4613 and encodes 1417 amino acids.
AGGCCCAAAUCAGAACAAAAAUAAAGAAAAAGUGACAAGUGCAGAACAGAAAUAAAAGAAGAAAAGAAGGAAGGACACGCGUAAAGAACAGAGAUAAAAAAAUGGUGAUAAAAUAAAGAAAAAUCAAGUAUAAAGCGCAAAAUUAAUUUUCCCAUAAGACCAAAAAGAACUUAUUUAAUCUUUUUAUAAGACUAUUGUUUAAAGUGUUUUAAGAGUAUCCUAGAAAAACUCUUGAAAACUGAAAAAAUGUCUUCAGUUAUGUGCCGAGAUAAAGUGUGAUCAAGUUUUCUGUUUCCCGAGUCACAAAAACAAUAUAUUGUUUUUGUAAAGAAAACUCUUGUUUUCCAAUAAAUUGUAACAUGUCCGAAAAAAAUGUACACCAACUGCAGUGGAAACAAAAGAAUACCCAGGACCAAUCUAUCAAUUACGCUCCUCGAAAUGUCGACAAUCAUCAACAAGGAACAACGAUCGGAAUCAAUCAUCAGUCAUCAGCUGCAGAUGCUGCUGCUUCAUCAGCUCCAACAAAUCAUUCACAUUCAUUAUCAUUAUCAUCACAUUCAACCAUUGCAGUGCUCGGAUCUGGUUCGUCUUCGAAUGGACGUUUCCCGAUAAUUGUGUCGGGUGGACACCAGCAUCAGGUCGUUAACUCGCCACCAGUGGUGGCAGCAACACCAAUAACACCGACAACUCCAAUUGGGCUUCAACAGCAUUUUCAACAGAUGCAACAUCUUCAACAACAACACCAGCAACAACAACAACAACAGCAGCAACAAAACCUUCACCAGCAGCAGCAGCAACAGCACCACCUCCAACAACAACAACAGGAACAACAUCAUUUUCAUCACCAACCACAGAAUCCCCAUUUUGAGAUAUCCAAAAUUAUGUCUAUCAAUUCGGGAGCACUUUCGAGACUGGAUCUUGCUCCAGCAUUAAGCAAUCAUGCCGUACCUAGUGCCAUUACAGAAAAUGUCUUAAGUCUUAUAGGAAUGGCAAGUGGAAGCGGGGGAAAUAAUGCCAAUAAGAACAGUAAUUGCAUCAAGAUUCCAGAUGAGGAAAAAUUGCGAAAAGUCCAAGCUGUUGUAGAAUCCGGUAUUGGGGACCACGCCAAGCAACAAAUUCUACAAAUUCUCGACAGAAUUUCCACACUAAAACCGGUUGAGCGUUUACUUUUGUACCUUCGAAUGCCUGGAGAAUCAGCGGACUCAGAUCCCCUUCGGCAACCACAAAAUCCAUUGGGAACAAGAUCUGAAAUAAAUCACACAAUCAAUUGGGUUCGCUCGCAUUUGGAACAUGAUCCAAAGGUUUCCAUUCCAAAACAAGAUGUUUAUAAUGAUUAUCUAGCAUACUGCGAACGAUUGGAUAUAAAGCCCCUAUCAACGGCUGAUUUUGGCAAAGUAAUGAAGCAAGUGUUUCCCGAGAUUCGUCCUAGACGUUUAGGAACACGUGGACAUUCCCGAUAUUGUUAUGCUGCAAUGCGAAAAACAACAAAACUUAUUCCACCGCAACUACCUAUACUUGGUGGCGUUGGUGGUAGUGGACAGUCUAUAGAACCCGGAAACAGUGAAAUCGAAUGCGACACAAGUACAGACACAUGGAAUACUAUUCGCAAUUGGGCGGAAAGCUUAUUUAGUGUAAAAUUCGAAAACAUGAAAGACUUAGCAGAACACAUUCGAAAUAACGAUUAUGCAGCAUGUGGUGGAGCUGGUAGCUCAAGAGUUUUACUCCAAAAGAAAUUACAGCAAAGGGAUGUUAAAGAGAAAAGAGUUUACGCUGAUUCAGGUCCACUUAAAAAACGACGUAAGAAAAAACGUAAAGGUUCAACAUCAUCAGAAUCAAGCACCACACAAAAUCCUUCUUCGGUGGGAUCGGCUAAUGAACCAUUGAAAGCAAGUGAUGAAGUUGUACUAACAGCACUAACAAUCAAACAAGAAAUUCCCGAUUCACCGAUUUCUUUGCAAUCGAGGCGCCAACAAUUGCAUUUCCAGAAUGCUUCCGCCGCAUUCGACAGUCAGAUGCAUGGGCAACAAUUGCAACCCAUGAAUUUAGUGACUGAAAGUGAGCGAAGCAAGACUGGACCACUUCCAACAAGCAGCUUAGUGGUAAAGAAUCUUACUAAAACAAUUGCAGAUCUAUCGCCUUCUGUAAGCUUGUUGCCAAUCGAUCCCCAACUUUCAUCUGUCAAAGAAGAAAUAAUAAACGAUGAAUAUAAUCCACAAAACGUGAUAUGCAAAAAAGUAAGAAGGGCACAUCAGACAAAGGGUAUCUUAGCUACAAGUAGUACCCAAUCGUCAUCGAUAUCUGGAACAACCAAUGAAGUUCAGGCAGCGGCACAAGCGAUUGAACUACCUCCCGUAUCGGGUAGUAAUUAUUCUAUGGGGCCACCGGCACAAAUCACAACAACUGCAAUGGAAUCGGCAAAGCUAGCCACCCAAUUACGUGCAAGAAAGCAACGGCUUUUACAAGCUCACUCUGAUAUGUACCAAUCAUACGAUACACAACAUCAGAACAUAUUAGGACAGCAACAACAACAACCACCAACACUUGUUGAUAAUGUCGAAAUAACAGAAGACAAAGAUGUUGUUCUGCCGGAAAACCUUGGACUACCAAGGGAACGUGUGAUUAGUAUUUGCAAUAUGGACAAACACGAAUUAGAUGAUUAUUUGAAUACAAAUGACGAAGACAACUCCCAAGAUCAAGAAGCGGAAUUGCUUCAAUAUUUUCAGACGGGAGACGCUGAGAACAAUAAUAACAUUAACAAACAACUACCACAGCAGCAGCAACAACACCAGCAGUUGCAAUUACAAGAACAACCAGGAAUAGAUGCAAAGAACCCUACGUUGGCAGUUAUAAGCAAUAUUAAUUCAGCAUUUGAAGCACCGAGUAAAAAGAAAUCGAAUAAUACAAUGACAAAUAGUAGUUGCAAUAGUUUUACGAAAGAUCGUGAAGAUAUCACUCAACUUCGUAAUUAUCUUCAUCAGAAUUUUAAUAAAGAUUCAAACGAAACAAUUGGAGCUAUGAACACCGCAAUGGCAGGUAAUCAGAGAGGAAAUUUCCAAGGACAAAAGUUUACCUCCAAUGGAAAUCAUUGUAUUUUGCCGGGCAUCUUCAACGAAGGGUCAGCCUCAGCGUCUCUAGUAAUCAUGUCUCAAAAGCAUCUAAACGAAAUAACAUCACCAUCGAGAGAUACGUCCGCCGCAGCAGCAGCAGCAGCUUCAGCAGCAGCCUCGUCAUCACUUCCCACAACACCAAUGGCUGUUAAAACUGCGGCCAUAUCAAGAAAUAAUUCAAUGGGCACAUCUUCUGUUUCGAUUUCAAAUAAUGUGCGUGGAACGCAAAAAAGAAAAAUUAAUCUUAACGCAAUGGUACCUGCUCCAAGUACAACACAACGGCGAAAAAACUGUACUUUCUUUCCAAUUUCGCCUAAUAUUAAUGUAUCAAAUAAUAAAUCAAAUAACACCACUCUAGUGUCGAGCUCCUCUGCUUUAACAGCAACGACCAAUUCAAAUUUAUUUGCUAGUCCAAGAUUAACCGCUCCUAUGGGGCGAACAAAGCCAGUGUUGCACAAACAGCACUCGCUGCCUAAUACCGUGGAUAAAAAUGCUAUUUUAUCAUCGACCAAUGAUCCAAUGAUUGGAUCCAUAAGAAACAAUCGAUCAUAUAGCACAAUGACGUCAGCAUCGGCGCCACCAAGUCCCUCGAUACUGCAAGAUACAAAUAUUCUGGGCAAAUCUUACACCGCAAAUAACGCUGGAAAUUCCCUGAGUGGGUAUAAUUUACUUUUAUCCAAUCAAGACUACCCACAAACUUUUGCAAAUUCGUGUGCUACAACGCACGAUCAAAACUCUCUCGAGUGCGUUCUAGACGAGCCUCCGACACAUUUGAUGGCCGAAUCGCGAUCAAGAAGUGUUCCACUUCAAUAUCGUAACAGUCCGGCCUUCAAUCAGACUGCUAACUACGCUGGAUUUUCGUCGACAUGUAGCUCAGCUGCACAAACUCCAGUUCCACCACAAUUCGCUGACUUUAAUGACCCUUCUUCAAUCUUGGACAUAUUCAGUGAUACCAGUCAAACGCAUGGUUCAUCGAUCAAACUAGAGGAAUCAAGUGGUAGUUUGCUUUGCAGUUCUAUCAACGACAUCCUUGCUCCAGACUUUGGGAGAAUCCCAAAUAGUUUUGGUGGGAUUGUUUCACGAUCAGUUCCAUCGACACCGGUGCCGCUUAACAAUGUUCUUGAUCCUUUUCUCAGCGGAAGGAAACAUCACCAGCAACCAGAUUCUUUUCCGAGUGCACAAAGUAAAUAUUCAACAAAAAUGUACGACAUAUCGAAGUCUAUGCCAACGACACCGAUAACAUCGAACACGGCCACACCAUCGUUUCGCUAUAGUCCCGAAUUCAAUCGAGAUUUCCUUAUAAACGGCAACACUGUAGAAAGCACAACAGCCUACAGUCGAGCUCCAUCAGUCGUUGCAGUGAAUGGUUUAUCCGAUUCACUACUUGACGAUGCUCGAGAAGGUGGUUCUAGUUCUCUUACCGAUGGCAUGGACGAUUUAACCAGUUUUGGUGAAGUUCCCGAAUCAAUCAUGGAAGCAGAUAUAUUGAAUAUGAAUAAUCUUUGAGUGAAGGGGUUGGAUUUGUGGAUUAAGUACAUUUCGUAAGUCUAGUUCAUAUCAAUUAGAUUCUUUUUUUUUUCUUUUGCAUUUGUUUUUAAUUUUUCUAUAAGGAGCUUCUUUACCGGGUCUUAUACAUAUAAAGCUCUUUUCACUAUUUUUUUUUAUAUUGUACAUAUACUAUUAAUUCACUUCUUCUAAAAGAAUUUUUUAAGGUUAAAGUUUUAUAAUUGAACGUGUUGCAGUUUAAAAAAGAAAAAAUAUUAUUUUAAAUUAUGUAUUUUGUUGUGUUACAAGUAAUCGUAGUUGUUAUUAUAAGUUCUUAUUAUAUUGUCUUUAAUGUACAAUUAUUUUAAUUUUGUAAUAAUUCAGUCCACGAAUCAAAAUAAUACAAGAUCCAAGUUUGUCUCUCGAGUGUUUCUGAAUAUGUUUAGAAUGGUUAGUGUUUUAGUAAAAACUUUUUUUUUAAAUUUGUUAUAAUAAUUACAAUAACCCUAAAGUAAACGAUAGUAGUAAAUGAAACAAAUACAAGAACAUUUACUUUAACUAUUUUGUACGUUCAUUAGCUUGAGCGCUUAAUCCGUUUACUGAAUAAAAUAAAAACAGCUUUUUGAAAAUAAACAGUGGUUCCAACGCAUAAUCGGACAAUAGUUUCAUACUAAUAGUUUUAUAUAAAAAAUUUUCAAAUGUUAACGGUUAAUUCAAAGACAAACAAAAAACAGUUUUUAAAGUUCAACAAAUAAUCGGACAAAGUAAUAAUCUUCUUCAAAACAGUAAAAAUCCAUCAUCUAGUAAUUGGUGGCAAAGCCUUUACUAUUCAGAACGGCUUGAAGUCAAUUUGGCAUGGAUUUAACCAAAUUUUGGCACACCUCAGGCUCAAUAGAGUUCCAAGCUUGAAUUAAAGCCUCCUUAAGCUGAUUUAGAGUGUUAAAUUUGUGUUUGUACACUCUCCUGGCCAAUUCCCCCCAAAGAUAUUCAAUCACAUUGAGGUCUAGGCUCUGUGCUGGUGUGUCAAUUAGUUUGGGGCAGUUAUGAAUAAACCACAUCUUUACGACACCGGAUGUGUGUUUUGAUAGAAUGCAAAUUUAUUUGCGAUUCCUAAUUUUUCCGCACUCUGCUUCAAAUUUUAUUUUAAAAUGUUGAGGUAGGCAAAUUUGUCCAUUUUACCAUCUAUGAAAUGCAAAUUAUCUACCCCAGCACUUGACAUGGAGCCCCAAACCAUGACAGAGCAACCUCCGUGUUUUAUUGUGGCUUUGGUGUUUUGUUGCUGGAACUCAGAUCCAUGCAAAUUAAAUUUGCUCUCAUCAGUGAACAACAACUUAAAUCAUCGAAAACUGAUUAAAAUAUAUUUUUUUAAGAAAUAUGAUCACAUUACCGUAUUCCAAAAAUCUUCUUGUUUCAACAAAUAUUCUUUCGCAUAGUUUAAUCUUUUAUUUUUGUUUUUUAGGCUAAUAAAUUGUUUUUAUGGCAGCUUUUAAAUAGUAUUCGUAUGUAUGGAGAGUGUUGCGGACAGUGUUGAGGCAAACAUCCUUUCCAACACGAUUUUUGAGAGAAAUUUGAAGAUCUUUUGCUGUUUUGAAUGGAUUUUUUUAAAUUUCUCUUAAUACAUACCGCUCUUCUCUUUCACUUAAAAGUUUGCCUUGACCUUCUCGGCUUUUGUUGGCCAAUCUAAAUUUAUCUCUAAACCUUUUGAUGAUAUCUUGGACUGUAGAUUUGCCUCGUCCAACCAACUCGGCAAUUUCUCUUACCGUUUUUCCUUCAAAAUUUAAUUUUAUAAUUAAUUGUCUUAGUUCGUCACUUGUUUGUUUUCCACUUGGAGCCAUUUUUGCACUACUUGGUGGUAGAUUUAUUGAAAGAUUGAUUAGGACAAAGAAAAUCUGCUUAGAGUAAAAACUUGAAAGUAACAUUAUUUUUCAUUUACUCUCUUUGCUUAGUCCGAUUAUUUGUUGAACUUUAAAAACUGUUUUUAUUUAGUUUUACUCUUUGAAUAAACCUAUAAAAUUUGAAAAUGUUUAGUUUUUUUGUUGUUUUUUCGAUAAGUAAGUGUACUACUUUAAUUAAGAGCAAAAUAAAUAUACAUAUAGCUGUUUUUUUUUCUAAGUUUAUAGCAUAUUUUUAUAAAUGAAACAACUGUCCGAUUAUGCGUUGGAGCAACUGUAUAUUGUAAAACGACAACAAAAGUGAAACAUUUUAUUAAAAUACAAAAUCAACUAUUGUCGGUUUCCUAAAUCACUUCAGAUUAUUAUCAUUUCCUUUAAUUUUGGAAUUUAUUUCACGACUUUAACAACACGUAUUUUGUAUGCCUUGGUACUUAAUAAUAAAUUCCGGAACUUGGUGUCUUAAAAAUUUUGGAAAAGGGCACAAUAUGAGAUGCACUAUCGUUUAUCAUGUUUUUAAAAUGUGAGAAAUCUCUCCUAUUUAAUUUUUUAACUAAUAUUAAAGUCAAAAAUAAGUAAUGGUCGAUUAUUCCAAUACUUCAGGCAAAACCUUAAAAUUUACGUACAAUUUUUAUUGUGUAAAUUAUUGCUUUAUAUAUGUAUAUAUAUUGACAAACAUAUUGAGUCGAAUUAACAGCAUCAUCCCGUUGAAAUGUGUUAAACUGUUUAAAUAGUUACACUGACAACAACUACAAUUUAUUUUUCCAGCAAGUUAUAAAGUAUUUUAAUUGCUUGUUAGCCACAUUGAGACAUUGGAAACCAAAAGGGAGAUUGCUAAACGAUGAAGUUUGAAAAAUGUUAAUUGAAACUUUAAUUAUUAAAAACCAAAGUAAAUAUAUGUGUGACGAAUGAGGUAUUGCAAUAUCUUGAUAGAGCUAUUGUAAGUGUUCCUCACAACUUAGAGUUAUUGUUGUUUUUAUCUGUUGCAAUAAAUUUGUACAUAUGACUUAAAAAACACUCAUAUUUCAAAAUUCAGAAACAUUCGAGAGCAAAACAUUCUUAAAACAUCAACACCAGUAAAUUAUCUAUCUAAAAUAGAGCAAUAUAUCUUAUUUACUGAAUAAAAAAAUAUAAAUAAAUUACUUUUACGCACAAGCAAAAAACAAAACAAACAAAUUCCAUUACAAAAUAAAAGCAAAUAAAUAGAAUUUACUUGGGACCUUAGAAUUUACUUCUAAAAAUACUUACUUUUGAAAAUACAAAAUGUUUUCUGCUAAUCGUUUUAAAAUGACAAUUGUAUAGAAAAAGCACGGCCUAAAACUAAAUACAUAUUGCUAAAGUCUCCAAUCAGAGACACGUGCCAAUAAUCCUAUGUUUUCUUUCCUAUAUAAAAAUUAUAAUUUUUUUGUUUAUUCUUUGUUAUUUGUAUUUAUGUAGUUAAAAAUGCAAAACGCUUUAAGUGUUUUGAAUGAAAAAUUAAAUAUAUUGUAAAUAUAUUUUUUAUUCACUAAUAAACUUUGUUAAACAAAAUCUUUAAAAAAA